AUGGGGAAAAGGCGGUUCUCAGGGUUGGAGGUGACCUUAAUGGUCCUGUUCGCGUUGAUGUUGAUAAUCGCCCUCGCUCUCAUAGUCCUCUUUGUUACCGGUGAACCUGGGACCAUUAAGGAUGAGACAACAGAAGUAUUUGUUCCACAAUGUCCAAAUAUUCCUGAUGCGGAAAGGGUGGACUGUUUCCCCGAUGCUGGAGCCUCCAAGAAAGGAUGUGAGCAGCGUGGAUGUUGCUGGCAUCCACUUGAUGAGCGAAAUGUACCCUGGUGCUUUUUUCCCAUCAACCAUGGAUACACUGUGGAAUCAAUGGAACAACCAGAUCCUUAUGUAAUAAAGGCACAUCUGAAGAGAAUGACCUCCCCUUCCUUGUUUGGAGCAGAUAUACAGGAACUGUCUUUUCACGCUGAAAUGCAGUCCAGCAAUCGACUUCGUUUUAAGAUAUCUGAUGCCAACUUGCAGAGGUUUGAGGUGCCCCAUGAACAUGUUAAUAACCUCAGUAAAAACCCAACUAGUCCCAUUAGCAAAACAUUGGAGGUCGUACACAAUCCUUUUGGCAUAAUUGUGCGGAGAAAAGAGAACAGAAAAGUCCUGUUUGACACCACUAUGGGACCAUUAGUGUUUGCAGACCAGUUCCUGCAACUGUCUGCGAAACUUCCCUCCAACAAUAUUUAUGGCCUGGGAGAGCACGUUCACAGACACUUCCUCCAUGACACACACUGGAAGACCUGGCCCAUCUUCACGAGAGAUGCUUUUCCUAAUGGGGGAACACACAACCUCUAUGGACACUAUCCCUUCUUCCUCUGUCUAGAAGAUAAAAGUGGAAAGUCAUUUGGAGUUUUCCUAAUGAACAGCAAUGCAAUGGAAGUGACUUUGCAACCUGCACCUGGAGUGACAUACAGAACGAUUGGAGGAAUCCUUGACUUCUAUAUAUUUUUUGGCGAUACACCGGAACAAGUGGUGCAGGAGUUUCUCGAGCUUAUUGGCAGACCAGUUAUUCCGCCCUACUGGUCACUGGGAUUCCAACUUUCUAGGUGGGACUAUGGUAGUUUGAGUGAAGUUAAAAAAACAGUCGAAAGGAAUCGUGCAGUGGAACUCCCAUAUGACAUCCAAUAUACUGACAUUGACUACAUGGAGGAUAAGAAAGACUUCACCUAUGACAAAGUCAAGUUCAAUGAGCUGCCUCAAUUUGCUGACUACCUUCAUGAGAAAGGACAGAAAUACAUCCUCAUUCUGGAUCCGGCCAUUGCCACCAGUAAAAGGGUUGGGGGUGUUCCAUAUGAGUCAUUUGAUCGUGGGACCAAGAAGAACGCCUGGGUCACUAAAUCAGAUGGCAAAACUCCUUUAUUGGGAGAGGUAUGGCCAGGAGAGACUGUAUUUCCAGACUACACCAGCUCAAACUGCAUCGACUGGUGGGUUGAUGAGUAUGAGCGAUUUUCCCAGGAGAUCAAACAUGAUGCCCUCUGGAUAGACAUGAAUGAAGUGGCGAACUUCAAAAAAGGAUCAACUAAGGGCUGUGAUGAUAACAACUUAAACUAUCCUCCCUACACUCCGAAGAUUCUGGAUGAGGUGAUGUAUAGUAAGACUCUGUGUAUGGAUGCCAAGCAGGCCUGGGGAAACCACUAUGAUGUCCACAGUCUCUAUGGCUACUCAAUGGUGUUGGCCACUGAAAAAGCUCUGCAGCGUGUGUUUGGAGGAAACCGUACUCUGAUGCUGACCCGCUCCUCCUUUCCAGGUGUGGGGAAAUAUUCGGGUCAUUGGCUGGGGGACAACGCAGCCAACUGGAACGACAUAAAAUGGGCCAUCCCCGGCAUGCUAGAGUUUGGCCUGUUUGGAAUUCCAUAUAUUGGGGCUGACAUCUGUGGAUUUUUUGAUGACUCAAGUGAAGAAUUAUGCCGUCGCUGGAUGCAAGUGGGAGCUUUCUAUCCCUUCAGCCGCAACCACAAUGCUCAGGGCUAUAAGCCUCAGGAUCCAGCCGCAUAUGGGGGUACUCUGUUGGAGAGCUCCAAACACUACCUGAGUAUUCGUUACACACUGCUGCCGUACCUCUACACACUGUUCUUCAAAGCCAGCACCACAGGGGAGACUGUUGUGCGUCCCCUCAUGCAUGAGUUUUAUUCUGACGAGCAAACCUGGAAGCUGGAUCGCCAGUUUCUCUGGGGGAAACACCUGCUCAUCACACCUGUUCUGGACCCGGGUGUGAUUAUGUUGGAAACCUAUAUCCCGGAUGCUUUGUGGUAUGACUACGAGACGAUGAAACCAUUAUCGGAGCGCAGACAAAAGAUUAAACUGCAUCUACCAGGUGACAAGCUUGGUUUACACAUAAGAGGCGGUGCAGUUCUCCCCACGCAGAAACCAGACGUCACCACCACAUACAGUCGACGCAACCCCAUGGGUUUGAUCAUUGCUCUGGACGACCAAGGCCAGGCUGCAGGGGAGCUGUUCUGGGAUGAUGGAGAUUCCCGAGAGACGUUCAAAAAAGGCAACUACAUCCUCUACAAAUUCACUGUUAUCUAUGGGGUACUGACCAUGCAGGUUAUACAUGCUGGCUACAGAGAUCCAAACAACCUACAUUUUGAGAACAUCACAAUCUUAGGGGUUCCACAACCUCCCUUGUCGGCCUCUGUGACACAUGUUGGAUCAGGAUCGCAUGGAAACUCUACAACCAUGAUUCCAGAAUCCGGGAUACACUAUGAUCGAACCAAAAAGGUUUUGUUCCUGCAACACCUGUCGUUAACUCUGGGGGAGACGUACCUCGUGCGGUGGGAGGAGGUGAAAGAGGAGUACCUGCGCUUUGACUGCCACCCCGAGGAGCAUGCAGAUGAGGCAAAGUGCAAGGCCCGAGGCUGCAUCUGGAAGGAAAGCAACAUUGAACGCGUUCCCUGGUGUUUUUAUCCACAAGACCAUGGAUAUCGUGUGCGACUAAAUGAGCACACUUUGUCUGGCAUUUGGCUUGACAUCACACGGAAUAAAAAUUCCCUGAGUAGCGGCCGCACUGAGUCAUCUGACAUUGACAACCUCCAUGUUCAGAUCACUUACCAUAGCAAUACAAUGCUGCAGUUCAAGAUCUGGGACCCAAACACAGAUCGUUAUGAGGUUCCAGUUCCGCUCUCUAUACCACCUGUUCCUGCAAUUGAUGAAGAGGGGAGACUUUACAAGGUUCUUUAUACAACUAAUCCAUUUGGCAUCCAGGUCAUACGGAAAAGCACAGGAACCAAAAUUUGGGACUCAUCAGCGCCAGGUUUUACUUUCUCAGAUAUGUUCAUUCAAGUAUCGACAUUUUUGUCAUCCAAGUACAUCUACGGCUUUGGUGAGACAGAACAUUUAACAUAUAGACAUGACUUGAACUACCACACCUGGGGUAUGUUCUCCAAAGACCAACCUCCUGGUUACAAGAUGAACUGCUAUGGAGUCCACCCAUUCUAUAUGGGCCUUGAGGAUACUAAUGAUGCUCAUGGUGUAUUGUUGCUUAACAGCAAUGCAAUGGAUGUGACUUUUCAACCUACGCCAGCUUUGACCUACCGGACUGUGGGGGGGAUCUUGGAUUUCUACAUGGUUCUUGGACCUACACCUGAGAUGGUGGUUCAGGAAUACACUGAUCUGAUUGGGAGACCUGUCCUACCUGCUUAUUGGUCGCUUGGAUUUCAGCUCUGUCGCUAUGGUUAUACUAACGACUCGGAAAUAGCCGAUCUAUACAAGCAAAUGAGGGCGGCAGAAAUUCCGUAUGAUGUGCAGUAUGCUGACAUCGAUUACAUGAAUCGGCAGCUUGACUUUGUCCUGGACCCCGAGUUUGAGGGACUACCCACCCUUGUUGAUAACAUGAGAAAAGAGGGCAUGAGAUUCAUCUUCAUUCUGGAUCCAGCUAUUUCAGGCAAUGAGACUCAUUACCCUGCCUUUGAGAGGGGUAAGGCCGCUGAUGUCUUCAUUAAAUGGCCCAAAACACUCAGUGAUGACAUAGUGUGGGGGAAGGUUUGGCCAGAUUUCCCAAAUAUCACAGUAAAUGAAUCUCUGGACUGGGACACUCAAGUAGAGCAAUACAGGGCUUUCACUGCCUUCCCUGACUUCUUCCGUAACGCAACAGCAAAAUGGUGGCAUCAAGAAAUCAUGGAUUUUUAUCAAACUACUAUGAAAUUUGAUGGCCUCUGGAUUGACAUGAAUGAACCCGCCAGUUUUGUACAUGGGACAGUAGGAGGCAAUUGCCUGGGUCACCCUAUGCUUGAGAACCCUCCAUAUAUGCCAGCCUUAGAAUCCAAACAUCUUGGCUUAAAUCAUAAGACGCUGUGCAUGAACAGUGAACAGAUACUCAGUGAUGGAACGGCGGUCAGACACUACGAUGUCCAUAGCAUCUAUGGCUGGUCCCAUACGAAGCCUACAUAUGAAGCUCUGCUGAAUGUCACUGGGAAACGAGGUAUAGUAGUGACCAGGUCCACUUACCCCUCGAGUGGAAAAUGGGCUGGACAUUGGCUGGGUGACAAUAGUGCCAAUUGGGACCAAUUAUAUAAAUCCAUCAUAGGCAUGAUGGAGUUCAGUCUGUUUGGCAUCCCUUAUACUGGGGCAGACAUAUGUGGAUUCUUUGGUAAAGCUCAGUACGAGAUGUGUCUUCGCUGGAUGCAACUGGGUGCCUUCUAUCCAUACUCACGUAACCAUAACGGGAAAGGCAACCGGAGACAAGAUCCUGUGGCCUGGGACUCAAACUUCGCAGAGGCAUCCAAAAAUGUCCUCAACAUUCGUUACACACUCCUGCCAUACCUGUAUACGCUCAUGUAUGAUGCUCAUACCAAAGGAAAUACAGUCGUGAGACCACUACUGCAUGAGUUUGUGAAUGAUAAAACUACUUGGGACAUUUACAAACAGUUUCUCUGGGGACCUGCUCUUCUUAUAAGCCCUGCCCUUGAUCCGGGAGUCACACAAAUAGAAGCCUAUGUUCCUGAUGAUCGCUGGUAUGACUUUCACACGGGAAAAGACAUCAAAGUGCGUGGCGAAAUGAUCUUGAUGCCCGCACCGAUGGACCACAUCAAUCUCCAUGUCAGAGGAGGAUACAUUUUACCUUGGCAAAAACCAGAGAACACAACAUACUACAGCCGAAAGAAUCCUUUGGGACUGAUCGUUGCCCUGAGUGACAAUGGGACUGCUCAAGGGUCAUUCUUCUGGGACGAUGGUGAAGGAAUAGACACAGUUGGAAAAGGACAAUAUCUACUGACCUCAUUUGCCGUAGAAUCGAACACCUUGUCGUGUAAAACGAUUCACAACGGCUUGUUUGCAGCUGACCAUUUGAUUCUUGGCAUAGUACAAGUGUGGGGGGUGGAGAGCACUAUCACAGGAGUAACUCUGACAGAGGUGGAUGGAACAGAACAUGAUCUGACACCUUAUUAUAAUGCUGAUACUCAGGUGCUGGUAAUAGAUACGACUGCAACUUCAGUCCGUGUGGAUCAUGGAUUCACUAUUAGGUGGAGUGCCAGUGUCUGA
Molecule: messenger RNA, 5466 nt
Organism: Nerophis lumbriciformis (worm pipefish)
Lineage: Eukaryota; Metazoa; Chordata; Actinopteri; Syngnathiformes; Syngnathidae
Source: RefSeq, a predicted model, not a curated record